Messenger RNA from Caenorhabditis angaria, 1786 nucleotides. The record is from the annotation of a GenBank genome assembly. Lineage: Eukaryota; Metazoa; Nematoda; Chromadorea; Rhabditida; Rhabditidae.
AUGCCCAACAUGAUUCAACUAGUAAAUCAAAUAGUUAUCGCAUCCGAAAUCGUUCUUUUCAAUAUUUUCGGAUUAUUCGGGAAUUUCAAUUUCAUAGUUCUAACCGUCAAAAAACCACAGCUUCGCUGUAAAUCUUGUAAGUCUGAAAAAAAUUUCAGAAAAUUCUGGAAUUAUUUUCAGCUUAUCUACAAUGUGCUUUGUGCAUUUCUCACAUUAUUUGUCUACUUUUCGAACUACCAAAUGCAAUUUUAUUGUUUACCGGUAAGUUAUGACGUGGCAGAACUUCAAGAAAAUAUUCUUAUCUUAGGCAUCCAACUUCGCCGCAACAUUUGCUUCCCAGCAAUUUCGCCCUACAUAUUUUUCAUCUGUGCUCAAGCAAUGAUAAUGCUCAUGUUAGUCAUAGACAUCUACAUAAUCGUCUAUUUUCCAUCAGUGUAAGCUUCUUAUUCUCUACUCAAAAAUCACUUCUAAAAAUUUCCAGCUAUCGAAUCCUAUCCAAUCUAAAAUACACCCUAAUCAUGUUGUUGCCUCCAAUAUUUUACGCGGGAUUUACCGUAACUUGGGGCUAUGUUGAGAUGAACGACGAGUUGGUGAUUUUUUGCAAUCCACCAAUCGGUUUGCACCCGUUGGUCAGCCGAUUCUGGUCACUUUCUAAUGUGAUCUUCAAUUCGGUCACUCUGUCCUUGUUUAUUGUUUUGAUGAUUAUUUUUCAUUUUCGAAGUAGGGUUUUCUAGAGGGAAUUGUUAUUUUUAGAAAGUCCAAGUUUUUUUUUGGGUUUGAUGUUAUUUGAUUGAGAAAAUGAUGGGAUUAGAGUUAGGCUAAAAUAUAACAUACUUUUUUUAGGAUACUUUUUUGAGAAAAUUUCAGAUUCCCAGGGAAACAUCGAAAAACCUUCUCACAAUCUGGAGAAACCUAAACUUUCUAUGAUGAAUUCAGAAUAUCCACGUGGCAAACAAAAAAAAUCAGAAACUAAAGUCUAUCUAGCUCUGGGAUCAAAAAUCAUGUGGAUCAAGAUUUUUAAAAACUCGGAUAAUUUUCAGAAGCAUUCUGCCACGUGGAUUAUCUAGAAUUUGAAAUUUUCCAUAUGUCAAAAACAGUUCAGAAUCCCAAGAAAACUUCAGAAAUCUACAAAACCAAGAUUCCAAAAAAAAAUAAAUUUCAGAAGCGUUUUGCCACGUGGAUUAUCUAGAAUUUUAAAAUUUGAAAAAUUCCACGUGUCAAAAACAGUUCCGAAUCCCAAGAAAACUUGAGAGAUCUACGGAACCGAGAUUCCAAAAAAAUAAAUUUCAGAAGCGUUUUGCCACGUGGAACUAUACAUUCCACGUGUCCGAAAAAAAACAGUUGAAGUGUUUCAGAAUCUCAAGACAACAUUCCAAGUCCCAGAAAAUCCACCUCAAAACCCUCCCAAAUUAUCUCAACUCCCCAACUUCCAGGCCGCAAGCAAAAAAAGGACACGCGCAAGCUAAUGAAUCGCCUCCGCGUCUCAGUCAUCGUAUUCUCACUCUCCUGGUACAUGUGCACACUGGGUGUCGAUCUAUUCGCCGCCAUCGGUUUGCAAGGCGAUGUUUUGGCAUUUUUCCAAAGUAACAUGGUGUUUUUCGCACUGCUCUGCUAUACUCAACCAUUUUAUGUUUGCUUGUGGCGUUCUUCGGAGUAUCGUUCCGCGUUUAUUGAUUUGUGGAGCUUUAUUCCGUGUGUGAAUCGUUUGAAAGUCACCAAAAAAUGGGCUGUUCCAACUAUGAUGAUGUCAACUGUGGAUUCAGUUACCAAAACACAGAAUAAUUGA